GCCACCGCCGCCGACGCGUUCAGUAGCCCUCGUGGAUCCGACCCUGUCCGGUUGCCCGCAACUGUAUCGGUUUCUCACCGCGAUCCCGUAUUUCUUCUGCCCGUCACAUAAUAUUUACAAUACUCACGAGCCACCACGAACUUCAACUUAAGUCGUGCGCGUCUUUGAGACUUCGCUGUAAAACACUCGCUGACGUUAUUUUUUUCAUUUUUUUUCCGUCUUUUUUUCUCGCCGAUUUUUUUUUCCCGCCCGUCGUUGUCGUCGCGCCGUCGUCGCGUACCGACGAAAAUUAUUUCGAAAUUUCCGUUACCGUCGAACGGACACCCCUGUUGUACUAUUAUUACCCUGCGGACUAUAAUAUAAUAUUAAAUAAUAAAACGAAAAAAACAUAAGAGGACGCUCUUGGCCGCCGAUCGAACGAACGGGGUUUUCUCUUUCUCCUCCCCCGUCAUUUCGAACCCCGAACCCCCGAAAAGCUUUCCGAUCUCGAUCGUCGCGAUCACCCGCACCGCACCGCUAUGAACAUGCUGUACCCGAACCUGCUGUUUUGGAUGUACGUGGUGCUGACGCUGGCUGAACCGCCGUACAUCAUUCCGUUCAAAGAAUUGGACAACGCCGAUUUGUAUGUACCAGUUGAUCCAAACAAGAUUCCAAAGUUCUUGAACAAGCCAAGCACAUACCAGGUCGUCACCAAAGAUACAAUUGUUUUACCAUGCGAAGUAUAUAAUCCGGAAAACUUCGUGCUGGCUUGGAAGAAAGGAAUAGCAAUUUUGACCGCCGGUACAACUAAAGUGACACCGGAAGAACGUAUCCGGAUCGUCGAAGGAUACAACUUGGAGAUCCGCAAUGUGCAAAUCAACGACGCUGGCAAUUACAUAUGCCAGAUUGGCACCCUUGAACCAGUAGAAUUAAAACACACGCUGCAAAUACUCAUUCCACCCAGGAUCAUUGGUAUAACAUCAAAUGGAAAAGUGAGCGCUAAAAAAGGAUCAGAUGUGACUCUUCAAUGUAAUUCGACAGGAAACCCACCACCGACAAUCACCUGGUCUCGUAAAAACAAUAUGCUUCCAAAUGGUGAAAAAACAUUUAUUGGAAACUCGUAUACAAUCGACUCUGUCCGAAGACAAGCCGAUGGAGUUUACAUCUGCACCGCAUCAAAUAAUAUCGGAACAACCGUGAACGAAGAAAUCGAUCUAAAUAUACUAUAUCCUCCGGAAGUCAAAGAAGAACAAUCGAUCGUAUUCACUGUGGAAGGACAAGAAACUGAAAUCGUCUGUAUAGUACACGCAGAGCCCAAAGCCGAUGUUUUGUGGUAUAGAGACACGUUACAGUUGGACAUGACCGAAUGGCGGAUUACCGACGUCAGAGGCAACCGAUACACUUUACGCUUGAGAAAAGUGCAAAAGACCGAUUUUGGCAAUUAUUCUUGUGUGGCCGAUAAUGGACUUGGCAAAAGCAAACGAUCCAUCGAAGUGACUGGAAGACCAGACGUCGCGGUCAUCACCAGCUCGAAACAAAGCCGUUCGAAAAAUUCGUACGAAAUGUUAUGGACAGUGAAAAGUUACAGCCCGAUUAUAGAAUACAAAGUGCUAUACCGUCAGGACAAGACAAACAAGAGCAACCAAGAAAUCCAGUAUAAACGUCCCAUGAGAAGAUGGAACGAUGAUUGGACAGAACUGUUGCUUAACCCUGCAUCCACCGACCAAUUGGAAAAGAGCCGGACUGAAACCAUCCGAGACUUGGACCCCGGCACCAAAUACGAGGCAACCGUUCAAUCCAGAAACCGCUAUGGUUGGAGCGAAGUUUCCCAAUCUUUCUUCUUCACCACCAGCACAAAGAACGAAGCACACCCAGGCAAUUCAGUUCUUUCCGACCCAGAAUUGAGAGACAUGAGCAUCACCGCUAUUAACAACAAGGCGGCUCCUAAAACCAUCCAGACACCAUUGCUUUGCAUCAUGGCCAUGGUCACCUACUAUUUUGCUUAAAUUCCAGAAAAGUACCACACGUCCCUACCUACGCCCUCCAUAUGAUUUCACGGAUACCUAAACACCUUCUUCACCGCAACCCAUCAUCGGAACAUGGACCACACCGAAAAUCUUUCUUCACUAUACCAUAUACCGUCCACUUCAAGACACCGCGCACUACAUUAUAAAGACUUCGCGUAGUUAUAGUAAAAAUAUUCGCAACUGUCAUGGUGUAGGUACUACUGGCCGAUUUAUAUUGUUCUCAAUCCGUAUGCACAUAACUUAUAAAAGUUUAAAAUAAUAAUUAUAAUAAUUUUACCGCCACCAUUGUAAUUCACACGUCGCGUCUAUUACACUCCAAUAAUACGACAGAAGUAGUUCCAAGUACCAUUUCAAAUGUUCCCUCUCAGGUAAUACAUUUAUGCUUACCCGCCCAAAAUAACCAAUCAAGUGUUGUUCAUCUACUAUGAGUCGGUACCUAUGCAACUUGACUCUCUACAGAUUGAUUAAUAUCUUGGCAAGGUUCCUGCACCUUCAAAACUUAAUUUAAAUAUAUGAUAGAUUUAUAAACGGAACAAUACUUAUACUUAAAUUUAUCACUUACCAUUACAAAAGCCUUGUAAUUAUCCCCCCCCCCCCCCAGGUCCAUGUACGAUUUUGUUUUUACUUGUCCAUAAAGGUACUAUUUUUUACCUAAAUCACUUUAGUUUCGUCACUAAUGUUUUUCUUUUCAUUAUUUUUAUUCUGACCGUGACCAAAACCCUGAGCCAAUGAAACUCAAAUCACGCUAAAGACUGUCUUCUUUAAAUCCUUCACUCGGUGUUGUCCUAAAAUGUAUCUUUACAAUAACGAUCAAUACAACAAUAUGAUCAUCGUACACAGAUGAACAUCGACACAGUUUUCUACGAACGCACUAUCAUGAGUUUAGUAGAUGUACGAUAAACCACAGAGACCAGCAUAAUACCGGGACGAUAAAAUGUCUAUGAAAAAACAAUUCAAAAUAAAAUAGCGACAUCAUAUACAUUAAUAUUUACAAGGAUCACUAGGCGCCUAUUUAUAAACUGUACAAGAAUCUCGUGUUUCAAAAUGGUUAUUACUACAGCCAUUAAAUAAUGGACAAUUUAAAUUAAUUAUAACAAUACAAUGUAUAUUACACUACGCCAUCAGUGACAUAUAUUAAAUAUGCUUUUGAACGACGUUCCUAAAUAAUUUUGUAUGAGCAUCUAGCUUCAUGAAACAAUAUGUUUUUAAUCGACCAAUGACAAGUAUGAUUCAAAAUGUAUAGACUCACGAAUUAAUUAAAGUUAAAAACCAAUCAUAGUGCAUUAUGCUACAAAUAUAAAUAUUAGAUAGGUAGGUACAUAAACUAAUAAUUUAACGUCUGUCAGAAAAUAACUUGCAAAAUAUUA
This is a messenger RNA of Acyrthosiphon pisum (pea aphid), 3373 nucleotides long. Its product is annotated as limbic system-associated membrane protein-like. Gene Ontology annotation, molecular function: protein binding. Gene Ontology annotation, cellular component: plasma membrane. The coding region runs from base 519 to 1985 and encodes 488 amino acids. The transcript is spliced from 12 exons. Gene Ontology annotation, biological process: homophilic cell-cell adhesion. The record is from RefSeq and is a predicted model, not a curated record. Lineage: Eukaryota; Metazoa; Arthropoda; Insecta; Hemiptera; Aphididae.